Messenger RNA from Bactrocera dorsalis (oriental fruit fly), 8027 nucleotides. Its product is annotated as chromosomal serine/threonine-protein kinase JIL-1. The record is from RefSeq and is a predicted model, not a curated record. Gene Ontology annotation, molecular function: protein serine/threonine kinase activity; ATP binding. The transcript is spliced from 11 exons. NCBI's taxonomy places the organism in Eukaryota, Metazoa, Arthropoda, Insecta, Diptera, Tephritidae. Bases 1118 to 5770 code for a protein of 1550 amino acids. Gene Ontology annotation, biological process: regulation of DNA-templated transcription; protein phosphorylation.
UUCGAAGUUGGUGUGCAACGAAGAAGUAUGCGAAUGUGAGGUGAAAAGACAUUAGGCAUUUUAAAAAUAACUACGCAGUGUGUCGGAGUGGAUGUCACGUCGUCUAGUUCGUACAUCUUCGUAGUGUAAAUUUUAAAGAAAAACGGGAAAAUUUGUUAACAAAUAGAUCAAUUUAAUCUUUAACGAAAUGCUCAAUCGCGUGUGCGUAAACAUGGUUUGGCAAAUUUAUUGCUGAGCAAAGGUCGGAAUUCGUGUUCGGUGAAAUCGUAUUUGGUGCAUAGAUAAUGCAAGUGAGUGUAAGAAAAUAAACGAAGGCUUGGGUGGUGAAUUCGUUUACAAACGGCUGCCAUCUGACAAAAGCGACAAAGCGAAAAAUAGGCGCGUGUAGCUUGUAAUUAAAGUUAUCGAGAUAAUUAAAAUAGAUGUACUUUUCGUGAAAAUGAAUAUUUAUAUUUUAUAACCUUUAGUUUUGUGAGAAAUCGGUGCACCGGACUUAAAGUUAAAUCGUAAGAAGCGCCAAGAAAAGCAAGUAUCUUUGGUAAAUUCUAAAUAUUGAUACUGCGAGUAUGAAUGUAUGGAUUAACUUCUCAAAUAAUUAAAGAUUUCUGGAAGUUUUGAAAAAAUGGGAACAACUCCAAAAGUGCUAACAACAACAAAUACUUUUAUAAAAUCAGUCGCAACUAAUGCAGUAUUUGCCUCGCAAAAAUACGCGUCAAGUUGACCGCAACUAUUAAAAACAUUUCAACGCGCUAGCGUAAUACCCUUCCCACCGUAUUUUCUUCUUUUGAAUUGUACCAAAAAAUCUUUUUCAUCGAAAACUAAAACAUGAUUCCCUUUAUUUUCCCAACAUUUAUAAGCUCGUUGUGAAGUAAAUCAAUCGUGGAAGAUUUUAUGUAUGUACAUAUUUUUAGUGCGACUAGCUUGCCAUUCGGAAAAUAACCAUCGAUUGUCAAAAAGUUGAACACGAUUAAAUGUCACAAUUGAAAAAAUUAAAUUCAUAAAAACUUUUAACCAUAAAUUCACAAUAAUUUAUACAAAACUUAAAAACUGAAAAUCUUUCCAAUAUACAAGUAAACAAACACAUUACAACCGCAUAUUUUACAAGGUGUUUGGCGCAAUGAGUCGUUAUUAUACCAACAAUACGGGCGGUAGCAGUACCAAAGCCCUGAAUUUAACCGCCAGUGCCACUGUUAAAAAGAUGGGCACACGACGACAAGCUGAGCACGAAAGCGGUUUCUAUGAACAGAGUACGGAUGAUACACAUUUCACUGGUGGUGGUGGUGGUGGUGGCAAGCGUACUCGUCAAUCUUCUGCCGAGCAGCACAUGAAUGGUGGACGAAGCAAGCGUCAGAAAGUAAACAUGGGUACUGCGAAUUCCACAACGCUGCCAGUUGGCGCUCAUAUGACUGUACAUAGCCAAAGCAAGUAUACAAGACAGGGUGCAAUUACAACUAAUAACAAACAAGAUCAACGCAACCAAUACUACAUCAAUAACAAUAACAAUGGGAGCAAACGUUAUGCACAACCUCAAAUGCCUCAACAACAACAACAUCAAUCGCAACAUCAACAAGUCAGUAGCUCGACGUCAAAUAAAAAAACAACAGCUAGUAACAACAAUAACAAUAAUAUUAAUAAUAAUAAAAAUAAUUACUAUGUGCAACUUACUGCAAAGAUGAAUGCAUUACCAGUGGCCGAGACUAUCGAAGUGCCCGACAGCAGUGAUAGCGAUAACGAUGACAAGGCUAAUAGAAAAGCUAAUGGCGGGGGCGCCAGUAGUGGAAUGCCAACACUUAUUGUUAGUGGCAGUAGUAGCAGUAACAGUAAUAGUCAAUUGGCUGCCUCCCAUUCACAACAACAGCACCCUCAGAACAAAUAUAAAUAUGAACAACAACAUCACCAACAGCAACAGCAGCAAAUGAGCGUCAAUGGUGCAAGUAGCAGUGGUCAGGUGUCAAGUAAAAAUAGGGAAAGCAAUCGCAAAGCCGAACUCGCCAACGGUAACAACAAUGCGGAAUUAGAACGUAUGCAACGUGAAAUUGAAGAAGUUACACAAGUCCACACCAAAUGCACAGCAACGGAAGAGGAAAAAGUGAAUUUGUCACAUUUCAAGCUGAUACGUGUACUUGGAACUGGGGCUUACGGUAAAGUGUUUCUCGUGCGUAAGAUUGGUGGCGAUGAUGAUAUGACAUUGUAUGCCAUGAAGGUGUUAAAGAAGGAUACAGUGGUGCAGAAAAAGAAGACAGCCGAACAUACCACAACCGAACGACAAGUUCUCGAGGCUAUACAACAAAGUCCAUUCCUAGUUGGCAUGCAUUAUGCAUUCCAAACGGAUUCGAAAUUGUAUUUAAUUUUGGAUUACGUAAGUGGCGGCGAACUCUUUACUCAUCUCUAUACGGCCGAGCAUUUUUCGGUGGCAACCGUACGCAUUUACAUUGCCGAAGUGGUGCUCGCUUUGGAGCAUCUGCACAAAUUGGGUAUCAUAUACCGCGAUAUAAAACUCGAAAAUAUUUUACUAGAUGGACAGGGACACAUAGUGUUGGCCGAUUUUGGUUUAUCAAAGAUAUUCGAACCCGAUUCGGAUCAUCGUGCGCACAGCUUCUGUGGCACAUUAGAAUACAUGGCACCAGAAAUCAUACGCGCUGGUGCUACUGGACAUGAUCUCGCUGCCGAUUGGUGGUCUGUGGGCGUGCUCACAUAUGAAUUGCUCACUGGCGCCUCGCCUUUUACCGUUGUCGAACAACAAAACUCUCAAGUCGACAUUUCACGUCGCAUACAAAAAGUCGACCCAGUGCUGCCAGCCACAUUGAAUGAUACAGUCAAAGACUUUAUACUGAAAAUGCUACAUAAAGAUCCCAAGAAGCGUUUAGGCGGUAACAGUAAAAAUGCUGCCGAAAUCAAAAAGCAUCCCUUCUUCAAAGGUAUCGACUGGGAUGAGUUGAAGAGUAAAAGACGAAAAGCGCCCUUCAAGCCCAAUCUAGAUAGCGAAGAUGACACACAAAAUUUCAGCGAGGAAUUUACCAAACAACCAGUGAUUGAUUCCCCAGCUCCGGUUCCUGUUAAUACGCAUAGAUUGUUCCGUGGCUACUCAUAUGUGGCGCCGCAACACUUGAAAUCGCGCAAAGCGCUGCAAAACGUCUAUGACGUUGAGUAUUGCAAAGAUCCGUUGAUGAAUCCAACAAAUAGUCCGCCCACGCUUCAAUUAGGUGGCGUAUUGAGCAAUGGCAGUUUCGGCAGCUGCUACACACUAACUGACACCGAAAAGCAUUGUAAUUACGUGGCUAAAGUGGUGUCUGAAAAAUUAUAUCGCCCUGCCGAAGUAGAUGCCUUGAGAUCGUGUAAUCAUCGGAAUAUCUGUAAAUAUAUUGAUACAUACCGUAAUGGCUCGAGCAUUUGGAUUGUGAUGGAACAUGUGGCUGGCGGUGAAUUGCAACAGUUGGUACAUGCGUCUGGCGGUCUCUCUGAGUCACAAUGCUGUGAUAUUUUCCUACAAAUUUGUGAUGCUGUGCAAUAUUUGCACUCAAAGAAUUUCAUACAUGGCGAUAUAAAACCGGAAAAUAUAUUAUUUACCGAUACGCAAAUGAGACGUAUCAAAUUAGUCGAUUUCGGCUCUGCCAGCUAUAACUCCAAGGCCGAUACUUGGCAAGAUGUGCCCCGUUAUACACUCGAUUAUGCACCGCCAGAAAGUCUUGCGGAUCCACAAUGCACAACGUACUCCAAAGCCUAUGACGUGUGGUGUCUCGGCGCAACACUCUACGCCAUGUAUAUGGGUCAUCCUCCGUUCAGGCGCAGUCAGAAUGAGCAAAUUCAUGACCGUGUCGUCAGGCAGCGUAUAAUGGAUGGUGAAAUGCAAACUAAAUCGCCGCGUUGGAAGAAUGCCAAACUUGCAAUGAGGCAACUAAUUGUAGACUUCUGUUUGCAACAAGAAUCCGUGAAGCGUGCGUCCAUUGAAGGAUUGCUGGGUCAUCAGUUCUUGUUUGCGAAAUUCGAUGAACUGCAAAAGGUGCUGUGCCGUUUGAACCGCCAACGAUCAGACGAAGUUGAACACUCUGCUGAUGAGGAGGAUGAUGCGGAGGAAGUGGUUGCCACAGAAAGGCACACAGCAGAGAAUGUGUCGGUAGCCGAGCUGACGGGAGAAUGCGCUGUCGUGACGAAUGUAGAUGAACUCGUAGGCUAUGAUAUGAGCGUAGAUGGUGCUGAUGCAAAUGUUGUGUAUGAAGAUAUGGAGGGUGUUAUUGCUGAACGAAAUGAGAUGGUUGAGACGGAGGAGGAAGUAGCAGGCGAAAUAGAAGAACAGCAACCAGCGGUGCUGGAAGCCGAUGAACUAGACAAUUAUAAUGAAUGGCAGCAACAGCAGGCAAAACAACAAGCCAGCUCAUCGCAUGAAUCCGAUACACAAUCGACACACAACCGUCUCGAGUCUGAAGGCGACACAACCAGCGGCCUAGGACGCAGUAAAUCCUCUGAUCACACACUGAUCGAACGCCAGACAUUAAGUGUAAAUAGUUUGAAUGGACUAGAAGCAAGUGGAGAACCAAUUGAGUGCGGUGAACUCAUUGAACUUGAGUGUGUUACUAGCGAAAAGACUGUAAGCGCCGACGAGCUGAACGAUAGCAUGCUAGAGGAUGAAGUGGAAGUGAAUGGAUUUGCUGGUUUCGACGAAGACGAAAUUAUCGAACGUAAAAUGAACUAUAUUGAUAUACUAUUAGCACAGAUUGAGCAGAAUAAAAUUGCUACUGUUGAUAUUGACGAUAAUCAACCAAUAGAAAAUGUGGCAGCACCAAUGAAGACUGAACCAGUCGUUGAAAAGACAAAUGGAGAUAUAAGUGCAAUUAAGAAAAACGCUGGUACUAAAGCUAAGAAAGCGUUUAGUGAACUGAAAACUAAUUAUAUGGCUAACGAAACCAAUAAGACGAAUAAUAAUGGAAUGGCCAAAACGUUGGAGACAAAUGAACAAACACAAGAUCUACGUACGAAUAAUACAAUAAAGCAACGAAAUGUAAAACAAUUGCGUACCCGUAAGCAAUUGGCAAGUAAGAAAACUAAGACUGGCGCUAGGAGUAAAGAAGCAGCAGUGGACACAGUAAAACAGGAAAGUGAGUUAGAUUUAAUGCCAAACACCGACGUAGCAGAAGAGAAUAUGCGUACUGAAAAAGACAGCAUAAGCAGCAACCCUGAUUUAACAUUAGCAGCCGAAUCGAAAACCAUACGAUCACGCCGCAACCGACGCAGUAUACGCAUGCCCACAUACGAUGAUGAAAACAACUGGCUCGGUGUAUCAACGCAAAUGCGUGCGAAAUAUGCACAACGCUUCAAAGCACGUUAUCGCUUUUUCACGCUCUUGCUAUUUAGCACACAAAACGCAUUACGCUAUUUCAAAAUCGAACGUCGCUACUAUGAAUAUCAAACACCACAAUCGAGUGAAGCUCAGGAACAGGAAGAGGACACGGCAAACGCUAAUAAUACACAAACACAUGACAUAAAAAGGGAAAAUAAUGAAGGCGUACAAAGUGAUAGGCGUGCCAAUAUCAGUGCGGACACUAAAGAAAUGCUUCCAAAGCAACAAAAUGGCGAAAUCAUUACACCCAUAUCAAAAGCAACCUUCAAAGCCAUGACUAACACGGAAAGACAGGCGCGACACAAGCACAGCCAAAGUGGGAGUCUGAAUGCCAAGCAUGAAAGUAACAUUAAGGAUAUUGUACCGUCGACAGCGGUGCAUUUAGUACCGGCUGGCACGCUACGUACGUUGCGUCAACGUCACGUAUAUAAAUGAUUGGCGCAUCUUACGCGCAUUAUGGUGGAACUAGAAUUCAUAGUGGGCUAUAGAUGUGGUCAAAAUUACUACAUAUUUACUUUUCACAUCUUUAUAAGUUAUUUUUGUAAAUUCAGUUAUGUUUUCAUUUAAAAGCCAGCGGGAAUAAUAGGCUAUUGCAGUUUUGCGUGUAACGAAGAAGAGUACAUAUUAAAUGUGUUAAAAACUGUUUUUUUUUUUUAUAAAAGCUCUAUAAACUUUAGUAUUAUGCAAAUGUCAUUUAAAAUGGUUAUACGCAUUUUGGUUUAUAUUUUUUUUAACCAGCGGCAUUUGAUUCUCUUUUGAUUCUGUAUAGUGUGAAUUUGAAAUAAUUAACAAAUUAUCUUCAAUUUGAAACAAGUUAUGAAAAUUUAUUUACAGUUAGUUAAUUCGUUAUAUUGCCGAGAAUUUAAUUGUUAAUUAGUUAUGCGUUCACUACAUUGAGUGCAGGGUUGUGAGUUUUUCAAUUCAAAAAUAUAUUUUUGGAUUAAAAAUUACAAUUUUUGUUUUAAUCCCAAAAUCGGAAUCAAAAAUUUAAAUUUUAAUCUAUGAUUGUAAAUUCAAAAUUUAAUUUUUUAAUUUAAUAGUGAAAAUUGAAAAUUUAGUUUUUUAUUCAUUUUGGUAUUUGAGGUUAAAAAUUAAUUUUUAAUCCGGUACUUUUACGAUUCAAGCUACCGUAUUUGGGAUUAAAAGUUUUUUUUUUAAUUUUCAAUCCGGUAUUUGGGAUUAAUUUUUGUAAUCCGUUAUUAGUGAUUAAAAAUUGAAAACUUAUUUUUAAUAAAUAUUUUCAAUGUAACGAAAAAUAAUUUAUUCAAUUUUUUUUAAAUUCAAUAUUUGCAACCCUGAUUGAGUCACACCUUAAAGUUCGUCAAUUUAAGCCGAUUUGGUUGGAGAAGUUGUUGCAUCACUUCAAUUGUAGAUUAGUUCAACUGGGUGUAGUGUUUGGAAGUAAAAAUUCAGGUAUAAAUAUAAAACCACAAAAGCAAACUACACAAAUCUUAAUUAUAAAUUCGACUAUUUGAUUGUUUUACCUUUUUUUCAAUUUUUUUACUUGAAUAUCAUUGAACCAGUUUUUUCUCCGCAAUGCAUUUAAGUACUAUUCUUAUUACACGCCUAGUGUUUACUUUUUAUGUAUGUAUAAACUAACUGUCAUAAUAUUUUACUGCAAGUACUAAAACGGUAAUUAGUAUUUAAUAUAAUGAAUACAGCGUUGAAAGCUUAUUGUACCUAUAGUUCAAUUUAAACGAUAUUUAAAGAUGUGAGCAAUAAAUAUAAUAAUAAAAUAAUUAUAAAAAUACCGAAAAAACGUGAAAAAACAAAAGUUAUGAUAAUGACUGCUAUUAAAUAAAUAAGGAACAAAUGCAUAAUUUUUUUAGUAAUAGUUAAUUGAGAUGAAUGAGUUUAUAGAAAUUUUUAUCUCAAUGAAAUAUUUGCACGAGACCAAAAAACAAAAGCGAAAACAGAAUGAAGUUAUAAAUAUGCAUAUAAAAAGAAAAAAAACUAAACAGCUGAAGUGGAAAAUUCGCCAAAUAAUAUGAAUGGCGCCAGCAUAGCCAACAAAAAAAGCAACAAAAAUCUAUUUGUUUACUAUAAUUUCCAUUAAUGUUUAAAACACAAGCAAGUGUAUACAAUUUGCUCCUAAUUUUAGUAAUAUACGCGGUAUAUAUACAUACAUGAAACAUAAAACAAAAAAUUAAAAACAUAACAUUUUAGCAAAACCAAACAGUUUUACGUGUCUACCACACAAAAAACACUAAACAAAGCAAACGGAAUAGACACACAUAAUUAUAUGCGUAAUAUUAGUUUGUAUAUCCAAAAAAAGAAUGAAUAUUCAUUAUUACAUAACUAAAUUAAUAAUAAAAGAGAAAAUUGAAUAUAUUUAGCAAACGAUUGUAACGUUAUUUAAAUUAUGGCCACCAAACAGAUACGUAUGUACUAAGUCUAAGUGAAGUGUACUUUUCGAGUUGUCUUAAAUCAAAAAAUGUAAUGGAGUUAAUUUAAAUAAAAAUUGUAAAUAUGAUUAUUCUAGUGCGUAUUGAAGCGUAAAAGCAACACUUACAUAUGAAAUUUAAAAUAAUCAUGUUUUUAUAAGAAAGCUAAAGAGUGAACAAACGUAAAGAUAUGUUUAUGUUUCACGCCACAGAAAAUGCUGCGAAUUUAUAAUGCUUGCUCAGAUUGUUGUAUACAAUGAGUAUAAAUUAAUACACUUUUAGAAAUAAACGUACUUUUUUAUGUACUA